AUGGCUAUGCAAAUGCAGCUUGAAGCAAAUGCAGAUACUUCAGUGGAAGAAGAGAGCUUUGGCCCACAACCUAUAUCUCGAUUAGAGCAAUGUGGCAUAAAUGCCAAUGAUGUGAAGAAAUUGGAAGAAGCUGGAUUCCAUACUGUGGAGGCUGUUGCUUAUGCACCAAAAAAGGAACUAAUAAAUAUUAAGGGGAUUAGUGAAGCCAAAGCUGAUAAAAUUCUGACUGAGGCAGCCAAGUUAGUUCCAAUGGGUUUCACUACUGCAACUGAGUUCCACCAAAGGCGAUCAGAGAUCAUACAGAUUACUACCGGCUCCAAAGAACUUGACAAACUACUUCAAGGAGGAAUUGAGACUGGAUCAAUUACAGAGAUGUUUGGAGAAUUCCGAACUGGGAAGACUCAGAUCUGUCAUACAUUGGCUGUAACAUGCCAGCUUCCCAUUGACCGAGGUGGAGGAGAAGGAAAGGCCAUGUACAUUGACACUGAAGGUACUUUUAGGCCAGAAAGGCUGCUAGCAGUGGCUGAGAGAUAUGGUCUCUCCGGCAGUGAUGUCCUGGAUAAUGUAGCAUAUGCUCGAGGGUUCAACACAGACCACCAGACCCAGCUCCUUUAUCAAGCAUCAGCCAUGAUGGUAGAAUCUAGGUAUGCACUGUUAAUUGUAGACAGUGCCACUGCCCUCUACAGAACCGACUAUUCAGGUCGAGGGGAACUUUCAGCCAGGCAGAUGCACCUGGCCAGGUUUCUGCGGAUGCUUCUGCGACUUGCUGAUGAGUUUGGUGUAGCAGUGGUGAUCACCAACCAGGUGGUAGCCCAAGUGGAUGGAGCAGCCAUGUUUGCUGCAGAUCCUAAAAAACCUAUUGGAGGAAAUAUCAUUGCUCAUGCCUCAACAACCAGACUGUAUCUGAGGAAAGGAAGAGGGGAAACCAGAAUCUGCAAAAUCUACGAUUCUCCCUGUCUUCCUGAAGCUGAAGCUAUGUUUGCCAUCAAUGCAGAUGGAGUGGGAGAUGCCAAAGACUGA
Puma concolor (puma) is the source of this 1020-nucleotide messenger RNA. It is a transcript of the gene RAD51, whose product is annotated as RAD51 recombinase. The record is from RefSeq and is a predicted model, not a curated record. Gene Ontology annotation, molecular function: single-stranded DNA binding; ATP hydrolysis activity; DNA strand exchange activity. Gene Ontology annotation, cellular component: condensed nuclear chromosome. Lineage: Eukaryota; Metazoa; Chordata; Mammalia; Carnivora; Felidae. Gene Ontology annotation, biological process: DNA recombinase assembly; mitotic recombination-dependent replication fork processing; mitotic recombination.